CCAAUCAGUUGGAGUUCGUGUGGGAAAAAAAGGGAGGUUUUAGCAUUCAAGAGCCUUAAAUAAUACUCCCUCCGUUUUAUAAUGUAAGUAGUUUUGGCUAAAAGCACAAAGAUUAAGAAAAUUAUUAUGUUUUAAAAAAUAUUGUAUAUUAAAUAGGUUAGAUAUAACUUAACCAAUCAAAAACAAGUUUAUUUAAUUUGAUUGGUUACACUAUACUCAAUAAAUGUAAAAGUUACCUAGAAAUAUGAAAACUACUUACAUUUUGAAACAAAAAAAUUUCCCUAAAACUAAUUACAAUAUGAAACGGAGGGAGUAACGUUGAAAACGUUAACGUAAAUAAAUGUUUUAGAAGGUUAGGAAGUGAUGAUGCUCACGCAUGAUAUCCUAAUUCUUAGGACACCAGCACAACUAAAGCUCAUAAAUUUCAACCCCAACACACACUGUGCAAAAUACAUAUCCACAUACCUCAUUGCCGGAUUUGAUGAAUAGUUAAAGAAAUAGAUUUAUUUUCUGAGAUAUGAUCUACUUUUGAAAAAUGCAUGUACAUAAAUACGCUAACACUUAUACGUAAACAUUUUUUUGGUCUAAUACGUAAACAUUUUAUUUGAUGACAUGUUGCAUAAUGAGUGCUUUUGGAGCUUUUUACAUGUUUCUAACAUUAGUUAAUAGUUUAAUAAUAAGUUACACUGAAAACUAAACGAAUAACAAAAAUGUUUAACCCUAUGAAAGGGAGGGACUUUUACAUGGGAUAGCUUUUUUUUUGCUUAACAUUAUUAUUUGAAGUUGUUGAUUGGAACAAAAUUCAGUGCCUGCUCAACUACAAGGGCAAGCAGUGCAAACGCCCUAAGCCCAUAAUAUUAGAGAUCUAAUUUUUUGUUAUUUUUUGAAAAAAUCCAAAUUUUAUUUAAAAUAAAAUAAAAUAAAAUAAAUAUACAUAUAUUUCUAAGCUUUUUAUUUUAUAUGUUUUUAUAUCUAAAUUUGUAGAACAUUUUAAAUAUAUAUAUAUUUUAAAAAAUCAUGCUAAAAUUGUUUUUUUAAUUAUUAAAAGAUCUAAAAUUUUUUUUGCCAAAGACUCUUAUAAACCAUGAGCCGGCCGUGGAGCAAAUGAAGAAUGUCACCAAACAAAACGUUACUUUAAUUGCCUAUUUCUUGCUGAGGUUAGUACGGCAUGCAAAUUUUGGGGGUAAACUUUCGAGGGGGAAUUACUCCCAAGUUCCUAACUAGACGGCUAGGGCCUUGAAUGCAUAUAGGGUGAGUGGGUGACCCAUAUAGUACUCCUUAUGUUUAUUAAUGUUGCAAAUUCUACCUUUUUCAUACAUUUUAAUAAAAUACAUUAAAUUUGUAUAAUUUUUGUGUUUAUCUGUUUCAUAAUUUUAAGCUAAUAAAAAUUCAGUAAAGGCAAUUAAGUUUUUUGAAAUUUGCAAUUAGUUAAUAAAAUAUGUCUUGAAAAUAUAAAACAUAAAUCUUUUUAAAACAAAUUUUUUUUCUCUGUAAUAUUAAGGAACAGAAAGAUAGUAUACUGGAAUGAAUUAAACUGGACAGAUAUUUAUUAGUGGUAGCAAAAUUGGUGUUGGGAUUUGAAUGCAUUUAAAUGCGAGAUCGGUAAGGUUUAUUAAUACGGCAAUUUAUGGCAUUUUGAUCGUUAUAAUAUCUUUUUUUUAGAAAAGCGAACUUUAAUUGCUAAAUUUGCAUCUGAAAACCUUAAACUCCGAGGCCAUGAUGAAAUUGUAGCAGCCUGAGAUCAGAUUCUCCACCACCAACUAAUUCUUUCAAUUUUGUUUUGUUCAAACCGUUGCUUCGAUUAUAUUUUCUUCCAAACAUCCAUACCAUAUUUUUUCCGUUUCAUUUUAAUUAUUGUUUUAUACUUGAACAUACAGAUUAAAAAUAUAUUUAAUUUUAUAUAUUUAUUAAAUAAAAUAUUUAUUAUCAUAUAUCUAACUACGUUUCAACUAACAGAAAAUAGAUUGUAAUAUAGAAUCUAUUAAUUUGCAUUAAAAUCAUAAAACAACAUUUAUUUUGAAACAAAAAAUUUACCUUAAAACAAUAACUAAACUAAAACAAACUAAAACAGAGAGAAUAAUAUACCGGAAUGAAUUAAACUGGACAGAUAUUUUAGUGGUAGGAAAACUGGUCUUGGGAUUUGAAUGCAUUUAAAUGCGGCAAGGUUUAUUAAUGUAGAAGCCGUAAAACCGGUUCGAUACUAACGAUAAUAUAAAUACGAUGUUAAGGAAAAAAUAGACGAUUCAAAAACCGAAAUGGAAACGAAACCAUGGAGUCGAGACGAAUCUCUUUCCUUAACUCUUAAUAUUCGCUCCGUUAGUGCGACGGAUCUGUACGAAUAUGAGUCCCAGGAUAAAACCAUGUAAGGUUAUCACGCGGCACUCGUGAAGAACCUCUACGAACUAAUAAUCUACGAAACACUCUCUAGACUUACGCGUAGGAGUUUUUGCUGGUAUUUUGCUGUGAAAAAGUUGAGAAAUGAAUGAAGAUGAGAGGCGAUAUUUAAAGAGACGGAGACGACCCACUUCCCGCAACAGCUGCUGCACGUGGGCGAGAAUCUUCCCUCAUCCUCAAGACUCUCUCUUAUCUCGUUUAAAACUUUCGAGAGGAUAACAUGCAUGACGUUUUUAUUUUCUAGACAAAUUACUUGUCGUUUUUAAAUAAAAUUGUAUGCUGUUUUUUUUUCUCUCAAAAUAAAUGGCAAAACAUUGAGCUUAAUUUGGUCCAAAAAAAUAGUACUUAUCAGGCCUCCCAAGCCCAAACCCAAGCCCACGCCGAGCCGGCCAAGCAGCCGCAGCGCGCGCGUGGGGAGCUCUCUCUUCCUCUGAGCCGUUUAACACAUGGUAUGUGUGAGUGCAUAUAUAUACAGCUCGACUCUUCUCUUCCUACCCGAUGUGGGACUUUGUAAGUUUCAUUUCAUUAACCACACAUAAGUGGGCUCUUAGGCACACAAGCCCAUUCAUUUGUUAUUCACAUAUUUUAAUUAAACCCAAUUGAUUUAAUUGAUCCAACAAUUAAUACGGCAAUUUAUGGCAUUUUUAUCGUUAUAAUAUGUUUUUUUUUUUGAGAAAAGUGAACUUUAAUUGUUAAAACUGCAUUUGAAAACCUUAAACUCAGAGGCCAUAAUGAAAUGGUAGCAGCCUGAGAUCAGAUUCUCCACCACCAACUAACCUUUUCAAUUUUGUUUUUUUUUGUUCAAACUGUUGCAUCGAUUAUUUCUUCUUCCACAGACAAACACUGUUGCUUCAUGCACUAAAUAUGGUUAAUUUAAUUAGUUAUUUUGUUUUAUUUCUUUGCAAUGUACACAAUGUUGAAUGUUUCUUCACCCAAUUAUUUUGAUGACCUUUUAAUGUCUAGACGUUGAAGUAUAUUUUAGGUUUGGUUGACUGUAUAUCGCAGUCACCGUCACCACCGGCCCACCGCUGGUAUCAAUUUACAUCGACUGAAAACAAGACACACUCAGAGACUCACAGUUCUCGAGGGCUGGGCUUAGGCUAAAAAGGCACAUACAGCGUAUCACAAGCCCAUGAAAUGUAAAAACACAGCCUAGCCAUUUGGUGGUAUCCACAUAUAGAAGCCACAAAUAUGUAACGACUGAAAACCAUUUUUUACUAAACUCAUCAAAUACCUGUUGUUCUUCUUAUGUUGCUUAAAAAUAUUACUCCCUCCGUUCCUAUAAGAUGUAUGUUUUGGAAAAAAAAUUGUUUCAAAAAGAUACAUUUUUUACCUUUUCAAUGUAUGAUUUUAUGAAAAAUUGUAAGUUUCAAAAAAAUUAAUAGUGUUUAUUGAAUUUCUAUUGACUAAAAGUUAUGAAAAACAAUGCAUAUUUAAUGAGUUUUCUUAAUAUAUGUGAAAAAUCUAAAAUAUGCAUCUUUUAAAAACAGAGGGAGUACAAUAUAAAUUUACCUCCAAAAACAUUAAGUUGAAUUCAACUUUUUAGUAUGAUAGUUUAUUCAUAGAAAUACACUGUUACUGUGCAUGUUUAACUAGGCAAGAUUAAAGUAAAUAAAUAGUACUUAAUCCUUUGUAAACAAACGGUGCGUCAUGCACAUGUAAUGUGAUCGUCUAAUCCUUUCUAAUUCCACACCAAUUACCUAUUUUCUUUACUAAUUUGUGCAUUAUUUUGGAUUAUAAAUGUAUGGAUCCUGUGUUUGGAUCUUGUGAGUGAUUAGUUAGGUAGUCAUGACUCUUUGAAAAAGCCAUCACCAUUAAGCAAAUCUUCUACCAACCAACUCACAUAGUAUAAUUAAAAAAAUUAGUUAUAUAUUUCCAAGAGUAGGUACCCUAUAAUGGUGUUACUUUGUAAAUUCCAUCAUUGUUUUCAAUUUAUCAAACACAUCGUCAUGUAAUGAUUUGGUAACGUUAAUCACCAAUAAUUUUGUUCAAUCACAUAUACUACUAAACUAACUAAGACCUGAGUCAGCAUAUCCAAUUCUAAACUAAUCACCUGUCAUCUAAAUGAUGUAUUAUCAUUACAUACUUUUGGUCACGACGUAGCGUAGCUUGUCAUUAUAUAUAAACUCAGGAAAAGAAAAAAAAACAUGAGCAUGCAUAUCCAUUUUAACCAACUAUAUAUUUUGUGUAUAUAUAAUACUCAACAUGUGAGUUUUAAAAUUAUUUUAAAUUAUAGAUAUUGAACAUGACGUACCAAAAUAUAAAGAAUGCGGGCAUGCUUUCUUUACUUAGUUACAGUACAAAUAGACACAUCUAUAUUUUUUUGCAUUAAUUAUUUAUGUUAAAGAUCUCCUAUUGAUACACAUUCAAAUAGUUAAUACAAAGUUGGUUUCUGAUGUGAACAUACAGAUAACUUGUUCAACUAAACAAUUGUUCAAACAAAAGUCAGUAAGUAUGAUUUUGACGUUAAAUGCUUAUAUCAGUUGUAUUAGACUAAAAGUGAUGAAUUUCUGUUUCUUUUUCUUUUUACUGGACACAAGGCAAACCAAUACAUUUCAAUUGUAUUAGCUUUCUCCUCCUCUCUGCCGGAUUAGUUCAGGUAUGGGUUUGGGCAGCUUGUAUAUGGAACUUUUGUUGAUGCUUGUUGCAAUACUUUACUUCUAAAAGUCUUGUUUUCAUGCGAACAUUCUUAGUGCUUCGUUGAUGCUAUGGUUUUUUUUUUUUUGCGGGCUUUAGGAUCAGACCAGUUUUUAAGCAGUUUGGAUUUCAAUCUCUAUUGUAAUCAGACUUCCGUUAUUCACUUAAUGACAUUUACAUUUUUAGCACAAAAAGAAAAACUAAUAUAUAUAUCGCGCUUCUGGUUUUGCCCAAACUAUUUUGUUUGGCAACCAAAGUCUUGUUUAAACUGCUACUUAAGUGUGAGCUAAUGUCUCACCAAACUUUUACUUACUCUAUAUGUAUAUGUAAAGUUUCUGUAAAAUAUAGGGAAAAGGUGAGGUCAGUCCUCGUGAUCUCAUAUUAUGGACCAGUGGUCUCAUUUUUAAAGCAAACUCCAUUUAAGAUUUUAGUUCUGAGAAUAGUUAAGUAUAUUCGUAGGAAAAAAACGUUGUGAUUAAUUUAAAAACAUGGCUUGUGCCUUCAAUAUAUUGAAAGCCUAAUAGUUAUUAAGCCAUUGUAUAAUGGACUAAAUUGUUAAAUAAUAAGCAAAUUGAACUAAUUUUAUACAUUUUGACAUAUAAAUAGUUUGGUCUGCCACAUUUCUGCAUUGCUUAAUAUUUGACAUAGCUUUAAACCAAAUGCUUGUAUUGUACAUAUACGUUGGAAGUUCCUUGUCAAUAGCUAGCGCCUAGUGGUACACAUUCAAAAAUCGAAGGCGGAUUAUUCAGUCACACCUUAAUUAAAAAUGUACUACAAUUUCAUUGUACUUGUGGUAUGCGAUUUCUUAAAGAAAUGGGCAGCCGAACCAAACUGUAGACUAACAAAAAGGCAUGCCAAUAGCAACACGUGUGCUUUCGUCAUGCAAAUUCCAAUCUUUUUUAAUUACUUAAAAAUUUAUUUUCUUCUGUUCGUCAUCGAAUGUUACGUUUCAACCUUUUUCCAUUUUAUUCAACUUAGUUUACUAAAAUUUCUCUUUCAUUGGAACCUAAUUGAUUCAACUUUAAAUAACAUUUUCGUAAGUUGUUCACCAAACAAAUGCAACCUAUAAUAAUUCUUACUUUAUUAGCGAUGCAUUCCAAUGCCAUAGCGAGACAACUUCAAUAUUGUUACAUUCACUCCAUUAACUAGGGGAAUUUCAAGUUUUUUUUUUUUUUUGAAGAAAGGCUUGGGAAUUUCAAGUUUAUCACUUUUAUGGUAUUAUUAUUUAAUUUUACCAUUACUAAAUGAACAUUUUCAGAAAUAUUUUUUCAUUAAGUAGCAAAAUACUCUUAUACCAUUGUUCUAUAUAUAAAUAUAAUAAAUAUUUUUUUAUGUUUUCAAAUUAUAUUUUUAAAUUCGAUUUUUUUUAUUUUUUUAUUUUUAUUUAUUUUUUUUCAAAAUUUCUUUUGAAAAAUAGAAAAAAUAUGUUUGAAACUAUUUUUUAUUUUAUUUUUAAAGUAUUUAUUUAUAUAUUUAUUAGAAUACUAAAUUUCACAUUCCAAAAAUUAUAUCCCACUCUUCAACUUUAAACCGUAAGUUUAUAUUGGUUAAUCCGAAGAGUAUAAAUGUUUUUACCCUUCAUUAAAAUUGAAGAUAUAAAUGGUUAGUAUAAACAUGAAAAUUGUAUUAUAAAUGUGGUAUUCAUGACAAUUUUUCUUAAUUUUAAUCAUUUUCAGUUUAUUUUUAAUUUAAAUAAAUACAGCAACUGUAGACAUGACAGCACUCCAAUAACCAAUUAUAUUGUUAACGUAAGCACGCGUUUGGUCAUAUCUUGUUUGGUAUUGACUCAAAACCUCACCGUUGAUUUGGAAUCAUAAACUCAAGUCCCUUGCUAGCUAUGGGAGAUGAAAACCAACUGUAAGUUAACUAGUUAAGUAAGCUAUUAUUUUUUUCUUCUAUUAACAAGUAGCUAGUCUCUCUUCUAUGGCUCAAAACUCGUCUUUGAUGAUACCAUUAAUAAAGCAUUUCUUUCACUGAAUUUUAAACUAGAAGUGCAAUAGCACCAACGUCUGUGCUUAAACGAAUUGGCCUAUCACAUCCGUGAAUAAGAACAUCUCCAUCCUCACUCCAUUUUUCUUUCUCUAAAAUAGAGUAAAAAUGAAUGUGGAGUAAGAAAUACUCCAACUCAAUUCUAUAUCUCACUCCAUAAUGAAAUUUAUUCCAUAAAUGGAGUAAUCUAUUUUUUUUGUUUGUUCAUCAUUAUAAAGUGGAAAAUAGAGUAGGGUUGGAACAAUUUUACUCUAUUUUCACUUUUGCUCCAUUUUUUUUAAAAAAUGGAGUUUUACAUUGGAGAUGCUCUAAGGACAUCUCUAACCUUACUUCAUUUUUUUCUUCAAAAUAAAGUAAAAAUGAAUAUGAAGUAAUGAAUGAUCCAACCCAACUUCAUAUCUCACUACAUAAUGAAGUUUAAUCCAUGAAUGGAGUAAUCUAUUUUUGUUUAUUCAUCACUCCAUUAUGGAGGGAAAAAUGGAGUAGAGUUAGAAUAUUUUUACUCCAUAUUCACUUUUACUUCAUUUUAGAAGAAAAAUAGAGUUUUACAUUGGAGAUGCUCUAAGUCAGCUAUUAUUUCAAAUAUGUUUAUACUGAUUUUACAGGUUAAUCAAUAUUCAUGGUGAUUUAAUGUUGAAAUUUGAAAGGUUCAUUUUAGAUUUGAAAAGUAAUGCCCAACCUUUUUUUACUGUGUAAGUAAAAAUUCUAAUGACAAUAAUAUCUAUUCUAUACAUGCCUCGUAAAUUUUAGUUUAGUAUUGGAUCUAAGUCAUUUUGAUUACAUACGAAAUGAAUAAAUAAAGUAUUGAAGUGGAUGUAUUGAUUGUAAUUUUUUUUAGGUUAACAUAAUUUUAGUUAAUUAUUGCUGAAACUUUGAGUAUAUAUUAAAUUUAAUUAAAGAAGUAGAAGUAUUAUACCAUUUUUACACCAAAAAGUAUUAUACCAUUUUAUGUUUUAUACUCUUUCCGUUUCGAAAAGAUUUAUGUUUUAGAAAAAAAUAGUUUUAAAAUGAUACAUUUUUUGCAUUUUCAAUGUAUUAAUUUAUGGUAUACUGUAAAUUUUAGAAAAUAUAAUUGUGUUUUGUUCAAAAAAAAAAUAUAAUUGUGUUUAUUGAAAUUAUUUUGGUUAAAAGUUUUGGGGAAUUUUACAUUUUUUAUGUUUUUCAUAUGUGUAAAAUUCUAAAACAUACAUAUUUUUAAAACAGAGGGAGUAUAAGAUUUUAAAGUUAUAAUUGUUUGUGAGUACUUUAUAUCUUUGUAAAAAUACAGAAUUAGCAAUUAAUAAGUAAACAGUUUAUUUUCAGUUCGAAAUAAUAUACUUAUUAUUAUACAAUUUUUUUAAAAUAAUUGCAUAAAUAAUUAUUAUAUACAAAAAAUAAAGUUGAUACGAUAAAAAAACAAUUUCAAAAACAUCUUCAAUCUCUUUUUUUUUUACUCAAAAAUAGAGUUUGUAAUAAAAAAAUUCUAAUCUCAUUCUAAUUUUUUAUUUUAUAGUGGAAUAAAAAAUAAAUUUACUAUAUAAAAAUAGACUAAUAUAUUUAUUUUUUGUUCCUUACUGCAUUUUCACUUCAAAAUAGAGUGAGGUUUUUGUAAAAACGAAUUCAAAAUUACUACAUUUUAUAGAAAAAUUAGAAUUUUACAUUGAAGAUGUUCUAACAAUGUUUUAUAUUAAAAUGUUAUUCGCCAAUGAUUUAAGUAACUGUUUCUGAUGCACAAUAUAUGUCGGUCUAUAGCAUCAUUUUGAACGAACUUAUAAUUUUAUCAAUUAACUGGAUUUUCUUAUUUAAGGAUCUGAUAAAAGCUUGAUCUGUUUGACGUUCUUCUUUUUUUUUUUGCAAAAAUAAAACAUGCAUACGAGGUCACAGAAAUUUAUUUACUCAUUCACAAUUUCGGAAAACAUAGCCUGUCGAACUCAAUUUUGCACAGUACUUCUAUUUUAUUGAAACGAAUGAGUUAUUCAAACUAUAUAUAAUAGUGCCUUCCCUAAUAUGAGACGGCAGACUAAAGGUGAGAGCAUCCUUACGUCUUGUUUGGCAGAUUAAUAACUUAAAGUAUAGAGAAAAUAAUAAUUAUAAGUUAAGUUUUAUUUUAUGAAUUGUCAGUUUACCAAUUUUUUUUUCUUUUUAGUUAGAACCAUUUUUCAAAAGUUGGUUUAGCCAAAGAUAGAAAAAUUGUAAUGGCCCUUUCUGAUUUGACUAAGAGAGACUUCAUGAUCCAUGUAAGACCAUGUAUAGUUAGUCAAUCAUCAAAGUUAUUAGUCAAAAAUAUAUAUCAAAGUUUACAAUAAACUAUUAAUAUUAAGUUAUUAACUAAUGUGUUGCGCUAGUCAAUUUUUGUACACAAUAAUAAUAACCACAAGGACAAACCUAGUUAGUAUCUUUUUUUUUUUGGUAAAGAUAUAUUCAACGUAUAGAAUGUGAGACUCAAUAUUGAAGUUUCAAACAUAUGUUUAACUGUGAGAUAAUAAUUCCAAAAUAAAAAUAUUUAUUUUGACAUAAAUGGAAGUAUAUAUUAGAAAAGAAGGAAUCAUGCCAGAUACUCACCUACAAUAUAGACAAGUUUUAAACUUAAUCAAAUCCGAUUUGACAAUUGUCAUUGUCUUUCCUUUAUAACAUAUUUCUCAUUGUCAGGUCACACACCACUUCCUUGUAUAAAUACACAUAGUACCAAUUAGAUUUGGUAGAAAGGAAUCUCAAAAGUGUGUGAGAGAGAAAAGACAGAGAGAGAGAGAGAAAAUGGGCAAAGGGAGAGCUCCAUGUUGUGACAAAACCAAAGUGAAGAGGGGACCAUGGAGCCAAGAUGAAGACUUGAAACUCAUCUCUUUCAUUCACAAGUAUGGUCAUGAGAAUUGGAGAUCUCUCCCCAAACAAGCUGGAUUGCUGAGGUGUGGCAAGAGUUGUCGCCUUCGAUGGAUCAAUUACCUCAGACCUGAUCUGAAACGUGGCAAUUUCACCUUAGAGGAAGAAGAAACCAUCAUUAAACUCCACCAGAGCUUUGGAAACAAGUGGUCAAAGAUUGCUUCUAAACUGCCAGGAAGAACAGACAAUGAGAUCAAGAACGUGUGGCAUACACAUCUCAAGAAAAGAUUGAGCUCAUACAUCAACCAUAAUGCCAAUGAUGAAGCAGCAUCCAAAGGUUCUUUGAAUAAAGAAGAGACGUCUCAAGAGUCAUCUCCUAAUGCUUCUAGGUCUUUUGGUGGUUCCAACACUGUUAGCAAAGAGGAGGAGGAUGAUGUACAGAUAGGUGAAACCUUUGAGUAUUUUCAAGAUUACAGCGAGUUGGCGGGUUUGCUACAAGAGGUAGACAAACCAGAGCUGCUGGAGAUACCUUUUGAUAUGGAUCCUGACGUGUGGAAUUUUCUAGAGGGUUUCCAACAACCUGAGAACAGUUUGACUCCAAAGGAUCAUCAAGAAUCUGAAGAAGAUGAGGUUGAUAAAUGGUUCAAGAACCUGGAAAGUGAACUCGGGUUAGAAGAAGAUGAUAGCCAACAACAACAAGAACAGCACAAUGAAGCUAAAGAAGAUUCACCCUCCCCAUCACUCUUGGAGAGUUAUGAGGUCCUGAUAAAUCAUUAAUGAAGAGCCAUAAAUGAACUCAUUUUACUGAUUAUUCUCAAUUAAGAUGUACAAUAGAGUAAAAAUAACAAGAUCAGGUAGGUGCAAGUAGUAGCAAUAGCAAAGAAACGUAGAAACUACAGAGCCAAAAGAUUGCUUUGUAUUGAAACCAAGGAAACAUGGUUUGAGAUGGAAUAAUAAUACCUAUCAGAUAGCAACAUGAGAUUGAGUAAGAUUAAUUGUUAUUGUCUUGAAACUGAUUCAGCAGCUACGAUUUCUAAAUACAAACAAAUAAAGAAGGCU
Messenger RNA from Brassica rapa (field mustard), 10875 nucleotides. RefSeq names its product transcription factor MYB58. The record is from RefSeq and is a predicted model, not a curated record. Lineage: Eukaryota; Viridiplantae; Streptophyta; Magnoliopsida; Brassicales; Brassicaceae.